Molecule: messenger RNA, 6457 nt
Organism: Oryzias melastigma (Indian medaka)
Lineage: Eukaryota; Metazoa; Chordata; Actinopteri; Beloniformes; Adrianichthyidae
Gene: alpk2
Product: alpha-kinase 2
Exons: 11
Coding region: 2064-6005 (1313 amino acids)
Biological process (GO): protein phosphorylation
Molecular function (GO): ATP binding; protein serine/threonine kinase activity
Source: RefSeq, a predicted model, not a curated record
AACAACAACUGCUUUUUUUCCGUAUAUUCUACACUUACGAAAUGAAUGGUUUCGUUAGGAGGUGUUAAACAUUUAUAUUUAGUAAGUUUAUUAUCGAUAAACCACAAACAUGCACCUGUCGCCAAUAUGAGUGUCCUGUAAGACGGCAUAAACCCUUUCUCAUAUUCUGCAGCAGCUGCGUCAUAAAUAGUCUGCAUGAUGACUCACUAAUGAUCAGAAAGGAUCACGAGGUGAGCCCCUUGUUGUUGGUUUCUUUGUUUUUCUUUAUUUGUAGCAACAUUUGAUCAGAUUUAGAAAAAAAAAUCAAAAUUUUUUUAAAGGAAAUAAGAACCCACUUCAAGCUGCUGCAAGGAAAAGCUGUCAUUUAUAGAAUAUGAGCUACAGUUUAACACAAACUAAAUGAUGUUGUUGGCUGCAUGUAUUACCAAGUAGAUACAAUGAAAUUGGUUGGGGGAACAAGACUGAGGAGACUGAAAAAUGGGGUCCUGGAAAGUGUCAUAAUAGCCCCAUUUUAUAGCCGAAAUCGGUUAUGAAUUGUACCCCUAAAGAGAAAAAAAAAGAUAUGAACAUAAUCAAUAAAAAUAAGGUUUAGCAUAAAAUACAAAAGGGGUUUAUACUAAAUAAACGACUGCUGUGACAGUAAAAUCUAUCUAACACAAGAGGCUCUCAGGUCGUAUCUGUUUGCUCUGCUGUUAGAUAAGACAAGUUAAAAAAAAAAGAAUUGUUCCCCAAACAUGGGGCCGGCAAAAUGUGUCAUACAAGAUCCUGAUACCAUUCCAUUGAAUGGGCAUUAAACUCUGAAAGUUAUGGUGGGUUUUUGGCCCAAAAUGCCGGUCCACUCCAUUUUAAAAGCCCAAUUUUCCGCCAGAUGCCCAAACUGUAACCCUAACCAUAACCUUUCCUCCAGGUCCGUGCAACCAAGGAAAAAUGUUCAGCACGUAUUUAGAAAAUUACAUGCAAAUAGUCAUUUUCAUCCUAUUUACAGACAGACCUGGGAUUCCUUAUGGAGCUUGAGCUUUAGGACAUGCGGCCAAACAUUUUAUUAUUAUUUUUUUUAAUGAUGAGUACCUUAAAUUAUUUUCUAUUUUUUCUACAGCAGUGUAUUCUUGAAUGUAUAUCAAACAUCAGGUGUGUGAGCAUAAGGUUUUUUCUUUUUGGUCUUAAGGUAGUUUCAAUUGUGUCAAUUCCAAUUGUACAAUCUUUAUUAAUACAUUUUUUAGUAGAUUGUCUUUUUUAUGCAGUUUUACUGUUGAACCAGGAUGAUUUGCAUUCAUUAUAGUCCUAAUUUCUAAAUUAAUUAGGUGGAUCAACCAAGACUAUACAGUCAAAGAUGUGAAAGUGUCCUCAUUCUAUUCGCCAAUCUGGGAAAAACUGCUCUUUUCUUUCAUCCUUUUCACUUCCGGUGAGAUUCACUCCAUUGGUUAACUAGCAGUAUUAAAGGCUAGAUCUCUUGUAAAUAAACUGACGGCCACUUCAGUCUGAUUUAUGAUCCCAUUAGGCUGCCGUAAUCAUUUCAAAUGCUUCUUAAGAGUAGCAGGAGUGGAAAAAAAGCUUCUGUCUGUUCUAACACCAGAAUGCAUGACUAUAAAAAAGUUUUUUUUUUUAUUACAUUUUUUUCUACAAAAUAUUAAGCUUUAUAAAUAAAGCAAAGUGCACAUCCCCAAUGAAAGUAGAAAAUUACUUAAAAAGCAUUAUAUUUAGGUGUCAGUGAUCAAAAAAAUCUUUAUUAAAUCUCCAAAUAAAUCUGCCUCGGUAAAGUAGGCCACCGGCGAAACAUCCAGUAAAUAUAGAUAUCCAGUUUGAAAUGUUCAACAUCGGCACAUGUCCACAAUAUCAGGUGACAUACUUUGUACUUCAGGGGAGACAACAUCUAAAAAUAGACUCACACCCCAAGACCGUCGCCUCUGCCUGAGCUCACGUCCCACAUCACAGGUCUAUAUCCUCAAGCGCACGGCAGUGAAAAGGGUACAAUGACGACAGCGUCCGGAAGAGGAUUUGGUUCAAAGGAUUCGCUGUGAGGUUGCUGCCGAUUAUCCCCUUUAAGAAAGGUGAAAGGACUCUGGAUGGAUCUCUGCUCCUCAAAGACCCAAAGGCAGUCGGAACCAGCUCUGACAGAAAGUCAAGCUGAGGAUUCAAGCAAGGAUUCUGGAUUUUUGUCUGAGCUUGAAGCAGAAACUGAAUGGAGUGACCACGUUUCCUGUGAGGAGGAAACAUGUCUGCCUUCGUCUUCCGGAUCAGAGGCUUCCAUCUGCGUUCCAUCCAGCUCAGAACCUUCACCAGCAGGCGUUGAAGGCAGAACUUCUUCAGAAUUUCCUGUUUCACCUCAUCCCUCUUUUGCAGAGUCGUCAGUUUCUUUCUCUCCCUUAUCCGGACAUUGCUCGUCUGAAGCUUCUGGAGAAGUUUGCUCCAGAUUUGAGGAUGCAACAAACCCCGUCCCAGAACCCCAAAACACUCAACCCGCCCCCUUAUUGAGGUCGCUACCGUCUCAGUCAGAAAGUUUAGAAAGCAAUGAGGCUUUAGCGCCGAUGUUAGACCUUUAUAUUUUUGAAAGUGACUUCAGUCUGAGCCAAGCUGUAGAUCCACUCGGAAUUCCGUGUCCUGAAUUCUGUCCAUUAUCACAAGCAGAGGAGGUGCAGCUGGACCGCGGCGGUGAUGCAUGUGUCUCCAUGUGUAAUUCAGAAGGCAUCCAAACACAAUGUCAUUGUGGCUUUAGCCAGGAAAGAGCCGGAGAGGGUGAUGUGUCAGUGGAGGACCGGGAGAAAGAGUUAUGGCCCCUCGAUGUGAAUGCCUGUGAGGGGGAUUUCAUAUCUAUAAAAACUGUGAGAUCAAGGGAAGUGGAUCCUCGCUGCGACAGCCCGGAUGAUCUCUGGCUGGACGCGUGUCAGUAUCUAACGGAUGAGGAUGCCGACGAUCAGAAAACUAGUUACUCUGAGAUGUCAAGAGGUCACUCAGCUUUAAGUGUCCCCUCUGUUCCUCCACAAGUUUCAGGUUUCAGCCUGGAUGGUAACAAGGGGAUUGGCUGGUGCAGCAAUGACAACAGAGGUUGGAGGCCACCAAUUGAAAGGUGGCCAUCGGCGGAUAGCUGGGCCAGUGCUCUCUCAGAUCUGACGGGGUUUGCCGACACUCUACCGGAAGACUUCACGGCUGCGUUUGCAGAAGUAGGGGCUGAGAUAGAUGCUCUGACACAGGCCUUAGAAACAGACAAGGCUUUUGAAGAGUUUGAAAGGUCACAAGAAUAUCAAGAAAUAGAGCAGGAAGGAGCAAAGCUAAAUAUGGGAGUACAGGAUCAGCCUCUGAAGACUCAAAGCAUCCCUGGGAGUUCCAUUGAAUCCAAGCAAAGCUGUCUCACAUUGUGCUUUGAAGCCGGAGAGCCCAAACUCCACGACGUUUUCUAUGAGUCAGUUUCUACCACACAGAAGUCAGAGGAGAUUCUUCAGAUUGAAGAGACUUCUGGAAAAUACAGCAAAGCUGAAGACAUCUCUUCCUUAGAUGCAAGUGGAGUAAUUGACAAUGAUCCGAUCCGACUCAACAUAACGGAGGAAACGGAUUUGAACGUUCCUGGAGAGCUGCUACUUGAAAAGCCAUUUGGAGAUGUACUGUGUCAAGUGACAGAGGACAGGCGUUUCCCCCAGCUGUGCUCUGCUGCUGCGCCGCAGGUCGAAGGUGAGGGAAACAAGUCUUCAACGAAUCUCAGCCGCCCCCCAGAUGCGGACAGACCACAGGAGGAGCGAGCACACGCUGUUUCCGACCUUGAUGGAGCGGUACAGGUGAAGCCUCAGCUCGGGACUUUAAAGUCUCUCGUGUCCUCUGUUCCUCUUGACAGUAGCCACUCCUGUGGGUGGCAGACAAACAGCUAUUUGGAAGGAGAGCAGUGCACGCUCUGCCAAACGACAGAUGGAAUUACCUACAAGCCAUUUCAGGAAGGUGACGCAGGGUUGAUUCAUAAAAAGCAGCAGAAGACAAUAAAAGCAGCAGAGAAUUCAUCAGUGUGGGAUCUAUUCGAGGCCGAGUCCUUCCUCGCCGCAGGAAAACUUACACCUGAGCUCCGUUAUCUCAGAGGAGAGCUAAAAAGCAUCUCCGCAGACCAUUUAUUCGUCUCAGACGAGGACCGCAUUGCAUUUGUCACUUUAGAGUUGAAUGACCCGUUUGUCUCUAGGACUCCAAAACCAGAGCUAAAAAUGCCUCAUAAAACCCACAAGAAUCCCUCAGAGGGCAAAGCACGCUCCAAAAAGGAGAAACCAACCGGCCAUCAUCAUGGUCCACAGACUGCUGCGACGCAGGAGAACAAAUCUCACCACGUUCUCACCCAGCAGCAAGAAAAUCCCACCAUUGAGAACAGUCAAGCUGGGCUUGAGACCAGGGAGGAGAAAGGGGUGAUAGAGGCCGGUGUGAGGACUGCAGGCAAGUCGCACGGUAAGAAGAAAAAGAAGCAGAAUGCAGCACUGAAGAGCAAAGGGGAGUCUUCUCCUGAUGUGGAAAAUGGAGCCAAACCAAAAACGGCAAAGGGAAGGAUUGACAUGUUUGAGGCUAAACUGGCUGCCAAAGCGGAGAAAGCUCCUAAGGAUGUGGUUAAGGCCGAGAAGAAACCGCCGGUUCCAGAGCUGCAAGGAGAAACACCUCAGCAUCCCACAGAUCCAAAACCAUCAAAACCCAACGACGAAGUCAUUAAAAGGUUGCGUCUGACCGGACAGGAGUUUGGCCGGCUGUCCAGUGAAUCCAAAUUACUCGAGUUUGAUGACGUAGUGAAAGAAAAAGAUGGAGUAUUUCAAAAGAAGGCGUACAGUGAGGUGGUCAAACAGAAAAUCCCUCAGAAGGAAGAGCCCAAAGUGUUGCAGCCCAUCCAAGCGGAGGCGGUGAGCGGAGACCCUCAGAGCUUGUGUCUGUGGUGUCAGUUUGACGCGGGACCCUCUGACUCCACCGUGACCUGGAGCAGGGGCGGGACCACCUUGGCUGAAGUCAAAAGAAGUGCAGGGGAUGACAGUCGAGUGUCCCUGAUCAUCACCAAUGCUUCCCACAAAGAUCUGGGCAAGUAUGAGUGCCGGGUCGGCUCCCCAGGACUCAUUACACUCACCUACCUGCUCACAUAUGAAGUUCUCAGUGAGAUUGUCAUUCCCUCAUCUCCUCAAACGACUCCAACUGCUCCAGCUGUGGAAGUGUCCAGUGAAGAAGAGGAUGUUCACUGCUCCAGGCUGCUGUUCAAAGAGGAUUUCUUAUCAGACCAAUACUUCGGAGAGAAACAUCCCAUCAGCAUAGUCACAGAAAAAGUUCAUUUUGGGGAGGGGAUGCAUCGACGGGCUUUCCGGACCAAGAUGCAGGCAGGCCAGAUUCCCUUGUUAGUGCCGGGACACUCCUGUGUGCUGAAGGUGCACAACUCUUUGAACUACGGGACCAACAACAACAACGAGCUUGUUCAGAAGAACUUCGAUCUGGCAGUGGAGGAGUGUCAGGUGCAGAACACGGCGAGGGAGUACAUCAAAGCGUACACCACAGCAGCUGAGUCUGUUGAAGCAUUUGGAGACAUCCCAGAAAUCAUUCCCAUCUACCUGGUCCACCGUCCAUCAAACGACAUCCCCUACGCCACGCUGGAGGAGGAGCUGAUCGGGGACUUUGUCAAGUAUUCAGUCAAGGAUGGUAAAGAGAUCAACCUGAUGAGACGGGACUCGGAAGCGGGACAGAAAUGCUGUGCUUUCCAGCACUGGGUUUAUGAGAAGACUGAUGGCAACCUGCUGGUUACUGACAUGCAAGGAGUGGGCAUGAGGCUUACAGACGUGGGGAUAGCUACCUGUAAGAAAGGAUACAAAGGGUUCAAAGGAAACUGCUCCACCUCUUUCAUUGACCAGUUCAAAGCUUUGCACCAGUGCAACAAGUUCUGUGAGAUCCUGGGGCUCAAAUCCUUACAGCCAAAGGCCAAAAAGCCUGCAGCCGCUCCGAAAAGUAAACCCAAACCCCCCGCUGCACCCAAGAAGAAAACGUUUGGGCCGACAGUCAAAGGCAAGUCCCAGUAGGAGGACAACCGUGGAUUAUUUACUGAAACGUGCGUCACUCCUCUACGUUUUUGGACUUUCUUAGCUUUAAGAUUUUAUGAGUAUUGGGAUAAAGACUUGAAAGGUUUUAUAACCGUUUUAUUGAUUUUUUUUGAAGGGUUUUCUUUAUUUGAAUGAAAGUUGAACUGUGAUGUCUUAGACUGCUUGACGGAACGCAGGGAUUUGAAAUUACAGGUUAUUUUUUACUUAGUUCAUUAAAUUAAUGGACCUUUAAUUGCUUUAAAUUAGUAUUUUUAAUCAUGGUGAUAUGAGUAGGUACUUUUAGUGUACUCUGUAAUUAAAAAAAGAAAUACAGUAAAUUCUUUCUUUAGGAAGAUGAGCUCACUUUUAUAUUUUGGAGACAACCUAAGCACACUGUGUACUUUUUGAGCUCAUAAAAAUGUUUUGAUUCUAUUAAAGGAGAAAAGAGAAGA